This is a messenger RNA of Frankliniella occidentalis (western flower thrips), 3789 nucleotides long. RefSeq names its product histidine--tRNA ligase (gene HisRS). The record is from RefSeq and is a predicted model, not a curated record. NCBI's taxonomy places the organism in Eukaryota, Metazoa, Arthropoda, Insecta, Thysanoptera, Thripidae. Gene Ontology annotation, biological process: histidyl-tRNA aminoacylation; mitochondrial translation. Gene Ontology annotation, cellular component: mitochondrion; cytoplasm. Gene Ontology annotation, molecular function: ATP binding; histidine-tRNA ligase activity. The transcript has 8 exons. Bases 210 to 1805 code for a protein of 531 amino acids.
UUUCUAUGCACAUGCCCAUGUGCGCCUGAUAGGGUAGUUUGGAAAGGAUAUAUUGUUGUUAUUUUGUGAGAGACAAUGGGUGACACGGUGAAAACGAGUGUGCAAGAUCAAAUCAAGGAACAAGGUGAUGUUGUUCGUCAGCUGAAAGUGGCAAAAGCGCCCAAAGAAAAGAUGUAUUGAGGGGCGUGCAUUUUCUUCUUUUUAUUCCCAUGGUUGUGCUUCUGGACUAUCAUCUUUUAAUAAUGCGACUUGUUAAUUUGACUCGCCAUUGUGUUUCCUUUGGGACAUGGGUCGGAAGUAGUCGUUCCUUUCGUGCACAUUGUUCAUAUUCAACUCUCACUGUUUGUCAGAUUGAUGAGGAGGUUGCUAAGCUUCUGGCCUUAAAAGCUAAAAUAACAUCCGAUGAUGGACCUCACAAGUUCACCCUCAAAACCCCCAAGGGUACUAGAGAUUAUCAACCACAACAGAUGGCAUUACGUCAACAAGUACUCUCUAAAAUUGUUGAUGUAUUCAAACGCCAUGGUGCUGAAACUAUAGACACUCCUAUUUUUGAGCUGAAGGAAGUUCUUACGGGGAAGUAUGGAGAAGAUUCAAAACUGAUUUAUGAUCUUGCUGAUCAAGGAGGAGAACUUUUAUCUCUUCGUUAUGAUUUGACUGUUCCUUUUGCUCGUUAUUUAGCUAUGAAUAAGAUAACUAACAUUAAACGUUACCACAUAGCUAAAGUGUAUCGCAGAGAUAAUCCUGCGAUGACAAGAGGAAGGUUUCGUGAGUUUCUCCAAUGUGAUUUUGAUAUUGCUGGCCAGUAUGAUGCCAUGUUGCCAGAUGUUGAAUGCGUUCGAAUUGUAUCAGAAAUUUUAAAUGACAUGCAGUUGGGUUCUUACAAAAUCAAAGUUAACCACCGUCAAAUACUUGAUGGUAUGUUUGAAGCGUGUGGUGUACCCAGUGAUAAAUUCCGCACCAUAUGCUCUUCUGUGGACAAACUGGACAAGUCUCCAUGGGAUGAAGUUCGUACUGAAAUGAUAAAUGAAAAGCAGCUUGAUCCAGCUGCUGCAGAUCGUAUAGGAGAAUAUGUCAGACUGAGUGGAGGUUUGGAGUUAGUGGAACAACUCUUAGCAGACCCCAAACUAAAAUCAUCUAAAGCUGCUCAGUCUGGUCUUGAGUCCAUGAAGUUAUUUAUGAAGUAUGCCAAGCUUUAUAAUGUUGACAGUGUCACCUCCUUUGACUUGAGCCUUGCUAGGGGUUUGGAUUAUUAUACUGGCGUCAUAUAUGAAGCUGUUUUACUUGGGGAUGGUUCCUCUGAUGUUGGGGUUGGAAGUGUUGCUGGAGGUGGUCGUUAUGACAACUUAGUUGGAAUGUUUGACCCCAAGAAUCGUGCUGUUCCUUGUGUGGGUGUCAGUCUUGGUGUGGAGCGUCUCUUCAGCGUGAUGGAGGCUAAAAACACUGCCACAGGAUUCAAGCAACGUACCACUGAGGUAGAGGCUUAUGUUGCAGUUGCCCAGAAGAAUUUGGUGGAAGAGAGAAUGAAAAUCUGUUGUGAUUUAUGGGAGGCUGGUCUGAAGGUUGAACAUUCUUACAAAAAUAACCCCAAGCUGUUGGCUCAGCUCCAGUACUGUGAAGAAUCUGGCAUACCUUUGACUAUAAUCAUAGGUGAAUCAGAAUUGGCCCGUGGUGUCGUGAAACUGCGGGAAGUUGCUACACGUAAGGAAAUGGAAGUACCUAGAGAAAAGUUGGCUGAGGAAAUUCGCUCGUGGCUUGCAAACAACAAGGCAUCAUAUCCCAUUCUUCCUGCUAAUGGACUACCUUGAUCCAUAGAAAAUGGAAGUUUGUGCAAAAUCUGACUUCAGAUCUGUGAGAGCUUAUGCAUUUCUUUGUGUCUGCACAAAAUGUACUUGGGAAAGACUGAUUUGAAAUUGAUAACUAAAUGACUUUGGAAAAUACAUUGAAGGAGCUCUUUUUCUUCAUCCCUUGACAAAAUGUAAGAAAUUUCGCUUUUACAAACUUUGAUUCCAGCUCUCUUUGAAACUGUGCAUUCUGUUUAAUCAUCUCUUUUCACCUCUAACAAAUUUUUUCCUCUGAGAAUUUUAUUACUCUAUCAAUCUUUUUCCAACUGCAGGUUUUGUUUGACCUUUUUAAUUUAUAAGUAUUUUAUAUUGUGGAACUAUGCUGCUACAUACCCUUACAUUAUCUCAAGUAUAUAAAGUAGGUUAAAACAGAGAAGGAAAUGCCCAUAUAUUGUUUCCAGAGCCCAUUUCACUAAGAUUUGAUUUUUGCACCAAAGAGCAACUCUAGCCAAAGGACCCAUACUACCUCUGCUUUUCCCCCUUUUAAACCUGUAUAUUUGAUGAUCAUGCCUUCUUUCUAUUAUUUUGGUUGAAGUACUUAAUUUUUUUUUCUCUUUGAAUCAGGUUAUUUUUAUGUUAUAAUUAAAAAUCCAAAUGAAUUUCUACCGUUAUAUUGUAUGUAGGAGGUGGAUGUAUCUAUGAAUUAUAGUUGUAAAUGCUUGCAAAUUAUUUCUAUUAUGCCAAGGUAAAAAGGAUAAGAACUUUUUAAUGCCCUACUCUAAGCAAUAUCUUAUUCCUAUUUAACUAUUCAGAGCUGUGAUCUUGAGCUGUGUAGGGAAGGGAGUUAACAGUAUUUUGGAUUUUUUACUUGCAUCAACAGAAUUCAAAUUUCAUGCUGUGUCAAAAGUAAUCCCCUUGGAUAUUUUCAUACCAACAAAUAUUAAUGUUACCGUAAAAUUAUAAACUAUUUAUAUUGUCUUAUUUUGCUGUCAACAAAUUGAUGCCUUGAACAAAACAAAUUUAGCAGUGCUUGCUGAAGGAUAUUUUCUGGGAAGUAUUUCUGAUCAGUUAUGUAUAUGUGUUUUACGUCAAACAUGAUAAUCUAGUGAUGAGGGUAUGAAAACUUCUUGGAAUGGUGGAAGGAGGUUUGGCUCCUAUCUGAGUAGGAUUUGUAUGUAUUGUGUAUCAUAACUUGUGACAAUGUUCCUUUAAUUUAUGUUCUCUUAGGGUGUAUGUAUAAGACAUCUUAUUAAUUAUUAAUAAACAGCAUUACUAAAAUGCACUUUGGAAGAUGACAUUGCACACACUCAAUUUUCCUCCUUUGUGAAGAGGUUCAUUCUCAAAUAAACCUUUGGUGCUGUAUCACCUAGCAUCAUGGUGUCAGCACAGAUUCCUUAAUGAUCUGUUGGUAAAGUGUUGGUUGACUAGGAAGAUCAACACCUGUUGAACCAGUUCUUUGCAAUGUGAUAGUCUUCCAGUUCGUAGUUAAAGUGCUGAUGUGGUGGAAGGUGGGAGGUCACAAGAACUGAGUACUGAAAUAUAAUCCUAUUUGUAACCUCCACAUGGGGUGGCAUACCAAAUGGUGCUAGAAUAAAAUAGUGUUCCAACAAGUGUACCUCCUUUUUAAGUAAAUAGCAAGCACUUACGCUUAAUUGUUUAUGUCUGUUACGUUUUUGCACUGUUGGUUUAGCUUGGGGCUAGGGUUGUUGGUGAUCCUGGAUAUUUGACAAUUCAAUCAAUUUGAAGGUGAUGAAAUUUUGGUGGUAGCAAUCCAUGUGUCAAUUUGUUUUAUUACUAUUAUAACAGUACUAUUUGUAUUUGACAUUAAUGAGGGUGCUGACUGCUCUAUGUGGAAGUGGGCCAAGUGAAAGUUUGUAUCUUUACUUUUUCACCUUUCAUAUCAAUAAUUAAAGCCAGAUAUCUGUAACACUGCAAGAGGACCACCGUCCUUUUUUGUUUGUGUCGCUGAGUAAAAUCAAUAAAAUAAUUUUUACUUUAAAGACGCCGA